Molecule: messenger RNA, 5849 nt
Organism: Hipposideros armiger (great roundleaf bat)
Lineage: Eukaryota; Metazoa; Chordata; Mammalia; Chiroptera; Hipposideridae
Gene: KIF3B
Product: kinesin family member 3B
Exons: 9
Coding region: 136-2379 (747 amino acids)
Biological process (GO): microtubule-based movement; mitotic cell cycle
Cellular component (GO): microtubule
Molecular function (GO): ATP binding; microtubule motor activity; microtubule binding
Source: RefSeq, a predicted model, not a curated record
GCUCAGAAAGGUGAAUGACUUGUCUCAAGAAUCUUAUACUUGUUAAGUGGUGGAGCUGGACACAUUUCCAGGACCUUAGCAUCCUGAGACAUUUUGGAUUCACAGUCCUCAAGAUCGAUCCCAUCCGAGUUCAUCAUGUCCAAGUUAAAAAGCUCAGAGUCAGUCAGGGUGGUAGUUCGCUGUCGACCCAUGAAUGGCAAGGAAAAAGCUGCUUCGUAUGACAAGGUGGUAGAUGUGGAUGUGAAGCUGGGCCAGGUGUCGGUGAAGAACCCCAGAGGAGUUGCCCAUGAAAUGCCCAAGACCUUCACCUUUGAUGCAGUCUACGACUGGAACGCCAAACAGUUUGAACUCUAUGAUGAGACUUUCCGACCACUGGUGGACUCCGUCCUGCAGGGUUUCAAUGGGACGAUUUUUGCCUAUGGACAAACUGGGACUGGGAAAACCUACACAAUGGAAGGAGUCCGUGGGGACCCUGAAAAAAGAGGGGUCAUCCCUAACUCGUUUGAUCACAUCUUCACCCAUAUCUCUCGAUCCCAGAAUCAACAGUACUUGGUCAGAGCUUCUUACUUAGAGAUCUAUCAGGAGGAGAUCCGAGACCUGCUCUCAAAGGAUCAGACCAAAAGGCUUGAGCUCAAAGAGAGGCCUGACACUGGAGUGUAUGUGAAAGACCUGUCUUCUUUUGUCACCAAGAGCGUGAAGGAAAUAGAGCACGUGAUGAAUGUGGGGAACCAGAACCGCUCUGUUGGUGCCACCAACAUGAACGAGCACAGUUCGCGUUCUCACGCCAUUUUUGUUAUAACUAUCGAGUGCAGUGAGGUGGGCCUCGAUGGAGAAAACCAUAUCCGUGUAGGGAAACUGAACCUCGUAGACCUUGCUGGCAGCGAACGGCAAGCCAAGACUGGUGCACAAGGGGAAAGAUUGAAGGAAGCAACCAAGAUCAACCUGUCCCUUUCCGCCUUAGGUAAUGUCAUCUCUGCCCUGGUGGAUGGCAAAAGCACUCACAUUCCAUACCGGGACUCAAAGCUUACCAGGCUCCUCCAAGAUUCUCUUGGGGGCAAUGCCAAAACUGUGAUGGUGGCCAACGUGGGGCCUGCCUCUUACAACAUAGAAGAGACUCUGACCACGCUGAGAUAUGCCAACCGUGCCAAAAACAUUAAGAACAAGCCAAGGGUCAACGAGGACCCUAAGGAUGCCCUCCUUCGAGAAUUCCAGGAAGAGAUUGCUCGGCUCAAGGCCCAGCUGGAAAAACGGUCCAUUGGCCGGAGGAAGAGGCGAGAGAAGCGGAGGGAUGGUGGUGGUAGUGGUGUGGGUGGGGAAGAGGAGGAGGAGGAAGGAGAAGAGGGUGAGGAGGAAGGGGAUGAUAAGGACGAUUACUGGCGGGAACAGCAAGAAAAGCUGGAGAUUGAGAAGCGGGCCAUUGUAGAGGACCACAGCUUGGUUGCGGAGGAGAAGAUGAGGCUGCUGAAAGAGAAGGAGAAAAAGAUGGAGGACCUGCGACGGGAGAAGGAUGCUGCCGAGAUGCUGGGCGCCAAAAUCAAGGCCAUGGAGAGUAAGCUGCUUGUUGGAGGUAAAAAUAUAGUAGAUCAUACAAAUGAACAGCAGAAAAUCCUGGAGCAGAAACGGCAGGAAAUUGCAGAGCAGAAACGUCGAGAAAGAGAAAUCCAGCAACAGAUGGAAAGUCGAGAUGAGGAGACUUUGGAACUUAAAGAGACGUAUAGCUCAUUGCAGCAAGAGGUGGACAUCAAGACCAAAAAACUUAAAAAGCUCUUCUCCAAGCUUCAGGCGGUGAAAGCAGAGAUCCAUGACCUCCAGGAAGAGCACAUCAAGGAGCGUCAGGAGCUGGAGCAGACUCAGAAUGAGCUUACCAGGGAGCUGAAACUCAAGCAUCUUAUUAUAGAAAACUUUAUCCCUCUGGAAGAAAAAAGUAAAAUUAUGAAUAGAUCCUUCUUUGAUGAAGAGGAAGAUCAUUGGAAAUUACAUCCUAUAACCAGACUGGAGAAUCAGCAGAUGAUGAAGCGGCCAGUCUCAGCUGUAGGAUAUAAGCGACCCUUGAGCCAACACGCAAGAAUGUCCAUGAUGAUUCGUCCAGAGGCCCGAUACAGGGCAGAAAACAUCGUGCUGUUAGAGCUGGACAUGCCCAGCCGGACCACCAGAGACUAUGAAGGCCCUACCAUUGCCCCCAAAGUCCAGGCCGCAUUGGACGCGGCCCUGCAGGACGAAGAUGAGAUACAGGUGGAUGCAUCAUCCUUUGAAAGCACCGCAAAUAAGAAAUCCAAGGCCAGGCCAAAAAGCGGAAGGAAGUCGGGAUCCUCCUCCUCUUCCUCAGGAACCCCUGCAUCUCAGCUCUAUCCACAGUCUCGGGGACUGGUUCCAAAGUAAAGCCAGUUCCUCCUCUCCCGGGGUAUAAAUAGCAUUUGCCUUCUGAGAGGAGAGAUGAGCAAACGCCUACAGAGAGCACUUGAGCCCAAACUCAGAACCAUUCCCCUGGGGAGAAGCGCUGGCCUCUUUGCAGAUUAACCAACUUGAUCUGGCUGAAAUGUGCUGGUCCUAACCUGGCACUCGGCUCCUCUGGGAAACGUCCUUCAAUUAGCAUCUCAGAAAUGCAUGGGUAAGGUAAAGUGUGAUCGUCAGAGUGGAAAGCAAGAGAAUGACCAGUGACCUUGCUUCCCUUCUCCCUUGCCUUCUUCUCCUCUCCCUUCCCUGGCCCUCUCUCCCUCUCCCCUCUCCUUUUCUAGCCUGUUCUUGACACUGGGCUCCCUUCUUGUGGAACAGCAGGGUAGAAUCAGGAGUCACCUCAGCGGGACCAAGUCUUUGGAGCCUCAGGAUAAAAUGACAGCAAGGUUGAAAAGUGAAAGCCCUAGAGCUUGAAUAGGUGCUUGUUCUUGUAGGUAGCAAUGAGAAAUCUCAUUUGGAUCCAAGCCCCUGAUGGGCACGAUCCAUGGUCCUCGGUAAGAAGUGGAUCUGCCUUUGGGAUCUCAAUGAGGAAAUGUUUUCCGAGGAAGCUACCAAUUUUUGCUCCUGAAGGAUUCAAUGCUGGAAGCAAUAGAAAUCACAUUCCCUUUGCCUCCUUGGAGAGUUUAGGGAAGGAAACAGCUUCUUUAAAGCCUCAAAACCAUGACCAUCCUGUCCAAGACGUAAAUCUGUAAGCUGAUGCUGUGUCCAUAUACCGUGUCAUUUUACUCUUCAUUUGUCACCAUCUUUUCCCAUGUCUGCGUACUCUGAGCAUCCCUGCCUGGGCCCAUCCUCUGCCUUCUUUGAUGGGACAGGAGUAGGGGGAAUGAGACAUGUAGUGGCACUUUUGAAUUCCCCAUUUUGUUCCAUAUUUGCAUAGAGAGCAUAGGGGUGACUGGGCAGAUACAGAGACUGACAUGAGGCUCAGUGCAGUGGGAAGAAAAGACAAAACACAUGGAAGCAAAGGAACCCUGCUUGCCGUCAGCAAAAAACUCACCUAAUCCUAGAACUGUGGCUCCUCCCAGGCAGAACCUAAGGUGAUGGCAGGGAGUGGCUGUGGGAGUGGAUAGGCUCAGUGGAGAGUUAGGAAUUCCUGCUUACAUAUACUAGUUUGGUUUGUAGGUUUUCGUUCUCUGUAUUAUUGAAAUUCAAAGUUCAUUUUAUGUUGGUCAUUAGGUGACUGUUACUCCUUUUUUCCCCCAAGAGAAGCUCAUAAGUGUGUGUGGGUGUGCAAGCACAGUGGUGCCUGUGUUCUUUGAGUGUGUCUGUAAGAGAGAGAUAGAGACCAAGAACUUGCCCAGUUUCAGAAAUACACUAAUGUACAGUUGUUGCCUUUGUCUGUAUGAAAGGCCCAUUGAAUGAUUAACCCAGGCUGGAAGCACUCCCCUGUGGGUGUCUGACUCCAUGAGCCAAGCCUGAGGGGACAGUGUGAGUCCCCAGGUCUGCCACACUGGUGUACCUUGCUGGCACGGUGCCUCAGGAAGGUGGCGACUCAGGUGGGCCUUGAGUUAUAUUUUAGCUCAGCUGCUCAGUUCCCAGGGCACAUUUCUGGAUCAGAACCUGUGGGAAAGAGGAGGUGCCAAGUGCAAUGUCUUAGCAUCCUGCAAAUGGAGAUCUGGCAUCUGGCAGCUCAUCUGCUUUUUAGUUACCAUUCUUUCUGAACCCAAGGCCCUCUUCAGCAAUUCCCAGAGCAUAAUGGAGCCUUCCCUCAUCUUUCUUGGGAUCAAACCCUUCUUCUUUCUAAUUUACUCAGAAUUUGCCUGUUUGAAUAGGAACCAAAUGAUGAAGUGGAUAGCCUAACAUGGCUCUCUGCCCGCGACACCUAUUUCUUGCACCACAUUUUUUUCAAAGCUAAUCUGACUUCUGCAGGCUGAAAAUAUUCAUCUGGCAAAUCUGAGAAUUGAGCACUAUAGAUAACACGAUACCUUAAUACCAGUGUCUCAAGGUGGCUAUUCUGACCAAGGGUGGUUGCGGGACCAUAGAACUUUUCUAAGAAGGCAAAAGAAGAAAGCCAAGUUGACGAGCAGGGUUAUUAAAACAAGCUUGCCUUAUACUCAGCUGUGUUCGUCUGGUGGUCUGGGAAAAAGGUAGAACACCUGUGUGGAGGAGAAGCCGUUCCUUCCCGAGCAGUCUGUGGUGCUUUUCUUCUCUCAAAACGGAUCCGAUAAAAAUCUGAAUAGAGCAGACAGUAGAAUGUCUUACUGCUACCAGAAAGCUGCUGCUUCGGGCCCUGAAUUGAGCCACAUGUGUUAGAGGACCUACCAAACCCAGUGAGAGACCAGGCUCUCCUGUCCGCAGUCAUGCUGGAAUGCUCCAAACCAUCCGAGGACCUUCAUGCCAGCAGCGGUUAUUUGAAGUCUGGGCGCAAGCUAGCAGGAUAGAAGAUCACCUGGGAAAAGGACGUGAGACUGUGUGCAACCUCAUCAGGCCCCUUUUUUGCUCUGAUCAGUAGGAAUGUACCUGGUUUCUUAUUUUAAAGUCACAUGUUUCCCAGACCCCUGGAUUCAGAACCUGAGGCCACAAGUCAUAGGCAUGAAGCACUUUCUUAAGACUCUGACCUAACGUUGGAUCGUUCCCGUCGAAUGCCUGCAUGCUGCUUGAAUUGCACCACCCACACCUCCAUGACCAAGGGCGUCAGAGAGUUCUGCAGCUCAGGUGCGGGCCGCUCUCUGCUUUUCCUGUCUGACUCUUGUAAGUCCUCCCUCCCCCACUGAACGUAGAAUUGUUGCCAAGUUGCUGAGAAGUGUCGAUUCCCUGUUACCGUGGGAUAUCAGUUCUGCCUCACGUUUCUCACUUGAGGUGGAGGCUCACUGCAAGCAAUACCUUGGGCCAUAUCAACACCAUCAGUGGACAAAAAUGGGGCUAUUGAUAUACUCUAAAAGCCAUAAUCAAAAUGCUCAGAGGGAAUUGGAUAAGAAUGGUGGGCCUGCCUAUUGUCUAUCUCGCAAGGUUUUGUCUUGUACUGUUCAGAAAUCUGCCACCUUUCUCCCUGCCUUUGUUUCUUGAAUGAAAUGCUUUUGAAGUUAGUUCUGAAAGGAGUGAUCCUGGGGCAGGAAGGAGGCAGUGGGCUUUAUGGCUCCUUGAAGUUACUAUUGAUCUUGACCUUCUCUUUGGCUACCUUUCGACAAAGAAUAUGCCAAUACUUGGGGCUCUAAGUUUUACAGUUGAUAUUUAUUUGUAUCAUCUCUUUGUCUAGGAAUGUAAAAGUGGUUCUAAACUAAGAUGUGUAAUAAAAAUCAGAUUUAUUGUACCUACAAAAAGCUGUCCUCAUAAAUAACUAACGCUUUUGAAAAUGAUAACGCCUGUGGCUGACACACUGCCACUUUCUUUAAACAUUUAAUUCUCCUAGUGAAAGGAGAGCGGGAGUGGAAAUGAUAAUUGAGUUGGAAUGAUAGUAU